Messenger RNA from Lasiodiplodia theobromae, 2229 nucleotides. RefSeq names its product ATP-dependent RNA helicase ded1. The record is from RefSeq and is a predicted model, not a curated record. The coding region runs from base 1 to 2229 and encodes 742 amino acids. The transcript has 2 exons. Gene Ontology annotation, molecular function: ATP binding; nucleic acid binding. NCBI's taxonomy places the organism in Eukaryota, Fungi, Ascomycota, Dothideomycetes, Botryosphaeriales, Botryosphaeriaceae.
AUGGACGCUGCCGGCGACUCUGAGCGCAACGAUGCCGCUUCACCCUCUUCUCCCAUACCUGCUGGUCCUCACCAUGCCGCGUUGAAUCGACAGAUUUCAGGCUCAAAGAAGUCCGCGCUCACCCGUACCCUCGACUGCGACCCCGAUCGCAACGAAUUCACCAUAGCUAUGGAAUACCUUCACCCCGAGAAGUUCGAUUCGUCCACCAUACCGGAUUCAGGCACCGCCGGACAAACUGCCAGUCAGUCCAGGUUGAGGAUCGAGCAAGAGGUUGCCAUGAUCUUCGAGAGCCUCUCUCCCGACCUCGACAGUCAUCUUCGCCAUGCCGAGCCUAUCGAGCCUACUAAGCAGCUUGAUGAUUCUGAGCCUGAAAGCCACGACAUGAUAACAGCCACCGUUUCAGCACCUUCUAUCGCAUCUUCUUGUCAUGUGGAGCCUUCUUUGGAUGAGUACACCGCUCCGUCCUGCGACAAUUUCCACAUGCGCUGGCUCUGUGAGGAGCCCGAGGAUCCCGUUCCAUACAUUGAGUCCGCUCCACUUCGGAAAAUGACGGCAACAGACUCUUCCUCAGGCGAGAGUGCUUUGCUUGAGUUCUUUCUGCAGGAUCUCAAGUGCUCGUGCUCAAACGGUACUUUUGUGCUCUGUCGAGCCUGCUAUAUGAACGACGAGUGGUGUCAUGGAGAUACGCACACCUUAGAUCAAUGGGUGUUUCCCGUUGACGAUCAAGAGCUCAACAUGCCCGAAGAGUACAUCCCGGAGUUCUUCUUCUGUGUCGAGAAGUCAAUCCGUCGCUUUCGGUCUGCACACACGUUACCUACAUGUACCACCUACUCGUUGCUCAGCCCUGAGGAUUCAGUCUUGCUUGACGAGGAGCGGCUGCAAUACAAAGGCAGUGUCAUGAUCACCGUGCUUGACUUUACAGUACUCUUUUCAGUAUCGCGAUACUUGUUUGGACCUGUUCGUUCGGCGGUACAGCUGACCAAAAAUCUCCAAGACUUGAGCAUCACCGGUUUCACCGAUAUACAGGUGGGCAUACUUGAACUCUUCCAGAAAACAGAGUGCGAUGAUAUCGAUGCUCUAGUCUUUUCUCCAGUGAACAGCGGGAAGUCGACGGCAGCCUUGCUAGGCUUAAUCAUGAAAGCCUCUAUCAAGAACGACAAGUCAGCCAUUGCCUACAUGUCCCCGGAAGAUUUCGCUGAAGUGCAGGGACGGAGCUGCAGAGCACCCUUCGCCAUCAUCGUAUGUCCGACGCGGGACCUGGCCAUCGAAAUCUUCAAAAGAGCCUGGUACCUAUGCUACAACACUAACGUCAAACCCGUACUCUCGAUUGGCGGCAAUGACGAUCUCACCGUUGGCGACAUUCUCAUCGGCACCACAGGAAAGCUUAACCGGAUUGCCAAAGAUCGAAUGACAGGACCCGCUCAAUACGUUGUAAUUGAACAAGCUUCCGACAUGCUUCAGGAUGGUUCGCGGAGAACUCUUCAUCGCCUUCUCUACGAGAAUGGCGCUGCUGACUGCAAUACCAAGUUCAGGUGUCUUUUCGGCGACGAAGACUUCACUGAGCACACAAGGGAGAACUACGAAAAGCUCGUUGGAUCUUCGGCAUGGCAUAAUCCAGAAUCUCCAAGAUUUGUCACCGAAAGUUUCGAGCCUGAGGUGUUUCCCGGUGAACAGGUUCACCAGCAUUUCUUCAACGUCGAGAAUCAUUACAUGGAUCUUGUCAGCAGACUUACAAAGGCGUUGCAUAGGAACGAUAAGGUCAGGGCUGUUGUCUUUACGAAGACCACCGAAGACUGCGAUAUCCUUGAGGAUCUACUCUCCCGCCGACUUGAUGAUGGGUUUCGUAAAGUCAGGGCGAGGGGCAACAAUAUGAGUCCACGCCAGCGAGAAGUUAACGUCGAAGCUCUGAGGCGCGGGCAAUGCCAGGUCCUGAUCACCACCGGAAGUCUUGCCUUAGGUGUGAAGAUAAUUAACGUGACUCACGUCAUCCACUUCACGUUACCUCGCGACGAAAAAAAGGACAAGAGCAAACUCUUCGUUGAGUAUCUCCAGAGGAACGGCAUGGGAGGCCUCUCGAAUCACAAAAUCACGACAUGGGCUUACUACGAUGAGGAAGAUGAGAAAUUGUUCACGUAUCUGACGAGGCACCUACUGGAAGUGCAGCAGGCUACAUCGGAGGUAGAGGUGUUGGAGAAGUUCUACAAUGGCGAGACUAUCAUGCCGCAUUAG